AUGCCACCAUCUACUCGCAUACCGCCACUCCUCCAACCCUCCAUAAACCUCCCGCGCGAUGAUUCGCUUCUCCUCCUCACAAGCACCCUCGGUGCCAGCGCGAAUUGGCUGAUAAUCAGGUUCCUGUGCAAUGCGCUGAGCGACAGUAGUACACGAGAUGGUGGAGAAGAGGGACCAAAUGUUGUGCUUGUUAGUUGGAUGAGGGAAUACGAGUUUUGGAAGCAAGAGGCGCGGAAGGGUGCGGGUUUGGAUCUAGAGAGGCUGAGGCGGGAAGGGAGCUUUGCGUUUGUGGAUGGGUUGAGUGGAACGGGGUCAGAGGCGAUUGGGAAUGGGAUAAUAGGGAAUGAAGGGAAAAGAGCGCAAGUUGCAGGUUUGAAAGAUGCUAGGACACCUCCAAUAUCCCUAACGAGGGCGCCGCCGACACUGCCUGUACGAGGACCGCCAGGACGAGUAGUGCCUGCGCGGGGACCACCAGCCCCAGCUACACCAGCGCAGAGGGAUCCUACCGCUUCGAGCGUUGUAGUAGAACCAGCGAGUGCAAAUCAGAGUGUGCCAGGUCAUUACACCCUCAAGACGCUCGAACUCGCACAUCUCAAAACCACAAUCUCGAGCGCAGUCUCCUCACUCACCACGUCAACCCCGAAACGAAGGACACUUAUCGUCCUCGACAAUCCCGAUCUCCUCCUAGCGCUUGACCCCACGAUCACUCCCUCGGCGUUCACUUCGCUGAUCCUCAGUCUCCAUACACUGCCCACCGUCUCGCAUGUCCUCACACACCUUCAAUCCGAUACACCGCUUCUCAGCCUCUCCACGCCGCCCCAACCGCUCGAAAUCGCGCACCACAAUCUCCUCGUGCAGUGCGCGCAUAUGAGUCGCAGGAUACUAGGGGUCAGAGUCUUGGACACUGGCGUUGCGAGGGAUGUUAGCGGGGUUGUGCGCGUUACUGAGCAGAAGGUGGAUUGGUUGGAAUUAGGAUUUGAAAAUGAGGGGAAGGAGGUCGAGGAGAGCGGGAAGGGGAGGGAGUUUCUGUAUCAGAUCAAGGGGGAUGGCAGUGUAAGGGUAUUCGACCGAGGAGCUGGUGGUGAUGGCUGA
Messenger RNA from Cucurbitaria berberidis CBS 394.84, 1092 nucleotides. RefSeq lists its product as uncharacterized. The record is from RefSeq and is a predicted model, not a curated record. The transcript has a single exon. Gene Ontology annotation, biological process: tRNA wobble uridine modification. Gene Ontology annotation, cellular component: elongator holoenzyme complex. Lineage: Eukaryota; Fungi; Ascomycota; Dothideomycetes; Pleosporales; Cucurbitariaceae. Bases 1 to 1092 code for a protein of 363 amino acids.